AUGGAAAAUCCAUUGGAAAAAUACAAAAAAUACAAGGCUAUCGUGUGCAUAAACUCGGAUAGUCAAAAUUCUGACGUUUACGAAGGAGAAGUGGUGGAAACGAAAGUGCCGGUCUGCCAGUUUCCAAUCUCAUUUCAGACAAUCGAAACUUCCAGGUCAUCAUGAAAAGAAAUCGGCUGCCUAAAGUUGCGAUCCCGGAGAUCGAAGUGCACUCGCAGAUAUCGCACGCGCACAUCGUCCAGUUCAUAGACAGCUUCGCAGAUAUGGAACUGCGGGAGGUGAUUGUGAUGGAGAGAUGCCAGUUCGAUCUGCAGCAGCUCAUCGCGAAAGAGCCGAUCCCGCCAGCUCGAAUCCAGAAGUUCACGAAGCACAUGCUGCUCGGGCUCGCGUACCUUCACGAAAACAACUAUAUUCACCGAGAUAUCAAGGUGAGCAAGCAUUCUGGAAGCACUCAUGGAGCCUCUUCCAGCCAGAGAACCUGCUGAUCGACGACGGAGACAAUCUGAAACUCGGCGACUUCGGACUGGCCCGUCGCGUGCCCAGUCCGAGAAUGACUCCGCACAUGAUGACCCUCUGGUUCCGUCCGCUCGAAAUCCUUCUCGGAUCAACGACCUACACCACAUCCGUCGACAUUUGGGCCGUCGGAUGCGUCUUAGCCGAGAUGUACCGUCGCUAUUCUCUGUUCAGGAGCCAAGGACAGAUCGGAAUGGUAAAUGACUGAAACCUGAUCAGCUCCAUUUGCUCUCUACAGAUUAACCAAAUCAUCAACGUCUUCGGUGUUCCGGACGAAGAAGAUUGGCCGGAUUUUAACAACCUUCCUGAAAUGCAGAACAUCGUUCUGGAAGGUCCAGAACAUUCCAGAAUCGAUGACGCUGUUGACAACGCCUCCGAAGCCGCUCUGGAUCUUCUGGAAGAGCUCAUGCAGCUGAACCCGGAGAGUCGGUUGAGUGCGAAAGAAGCUCUGGAUCACCAGUAUUUCAAGGGACCGGAUACGUCGAGAAUUAG
Molecule: messenger RNA, 1005 nt
Organism: Caenorhabditis sp. 36 PRJEB53466
Lineage: Eukaryota; Metazoa; Nematoda; Chromadorea; Rhabditida; Rhabditidae
Source: the annotation of a GenBank genome assembly